Molecule: messenger RNA, 1704 nt
Organism: Mollisia scopiformis
Lineage: Eukaryota; Fungi; Ascomycota; Leotiomycetes; Helotiales; Mollisiaceae
Product: alpha/beta-hydrolase
Exons: 4
Coding region: 1-1704 (567 amino acids)
Source: RefSeq, a predicted model, not a curated record
AUGCCUUUGGGCUUUGUGGACCUUCCAGUGUUGUAUACUCAGUCCAGUACACAGAACGAGCCUUACAAUUCUUAUGCUACAGCUACAAACCAAGUGCAAGUUGCUUCUAAUGGCAACACUUACGUUGGGUUCAGGAAUCUGAAGUCCUUUCGUUUCCUUGGAAUCCCAUACGCGAACCCUCCUCAACGAUUUGUUUACUCUACACCAAGCACGGCUACAGGGCAAACGAUCAAUGCCACUGCAUAUGGCUCACAAUGUGCACAGGCUUCUUCUGGUAGUGAGAACUGCUUGUUUGUCAACAUUCAGACGCCAUAUAUCCCAAAACAAGGAGAUAUGAGUGAUCUGAGGCCAGUAAUGUUCUGGAUCCAUGGUGGAGGUUUCACAGGAGGUUCUGGUGCUGAUUCAUUGAGCGAUGGUGGCAACUUGGCAUCUAGAGAGGAUAUCGUCACGGUGACCAUCAAUUAUCGUCUCUCAACGCUGGGAUUCUUGGCCAUACCUGGUACCAAUAUCACGGGCAAUUAUGGAAUCGGAGAUCAGAUCACAGCGCUUCAAUGGGUUGUGAAGAACAUCGCAUCCUUCGGAGUUGAUCCUACACAGAUCACAAUUAAUGGAGAAUCGGCUGGCGCUGGAUCCGUCAGAACUCUUCUUGGGUCCCCACCUGCAAUUGGCAUGUAUCAAGGAGCUGUUGCGAUGUCCAAUCUCGGAGGCGGAGUUGAUCUAGGAAUAAAUGGAGAUUACGCGACUACGUACAGUUUAUACUAUACGGUCAAUCAAUCGUACGCUGUCGCAGGUCAGAACAUUUUUGACGCGGCUGGUUGCAAUCAGACUGCUCUCCAGGCCCAGAUUGCUUGCCUCAAAGCGGUCCCUGCAUUGACACUGGUAGAGCUUCCUUCAGUCGCUCGAUAUGUUGUGCAGGAUGGAUACUACGUCAAUACUGAAGAAUUAAUCGUCAACCAGCGGAAUCCAGGAACCGCUCAUGUCCCGGUCAUCUUCGGAAACGUGGAGAAUGAUGGUGCCAGUUUCUCGACAUAUCCGAAGACCCCCGUCACGUCCGAACUUGCUGGCAUUCAAGCAUCUCUUGGAAUCAGUGCUGCUUAUGCCCAGAGCAUAAUCAACAGUGGUCUGUUUCCAUAUUACGAUACUGGUAAUGUGACACUUGAUUCAUUCAACGUCUCACAACGAGUUGCGACGGACAUUCAAUUCCGCUGUGUUGAUCAAGCUACAAUGUUUGCAGCAUCACAGUCAGGCGCUUUUCAAUCUUCGUACUAUUAUCAAAUGGAUCGCACUAUUAAUGGCUACGAUCCGAAUAAUCUUGGAGGCGCACCAGUCACGCCUGGAUAUCCAAACGGGAAUCCUGAACUCCCAUACUUCAAGCUUCACGGAUCGGAUAUGCCGUGGGUGUUUGGAACACUCAGUACUCUCCGAGAUGCAAAUGAUCUAUAUUCUGAGCAGCUUGUCUCUGGAUACUUUGCAGAGUUCGUCAAGUCGGGACAGCCAAAUCCCAGCUUGGCAUACUUGACAACGAGAGGGUACACGAAAAGUAUUCGGGCUAUUCAAGACACUGGGCCUUGGCAAGAAGUUAGUAGUAUGCAGGGACCGAUGAAGCUGAUGGAUUAUCCAGCUCUCACGAGUACAUUCUUGGAUAUUCCGCAGUGUGCGUUCUUGAACUACUCGCUGUCGUAUUAUGUUGAUGGUGGGAAAUAA